GGCUAAUUCAUGGCUAUGCAUGAGGCAGCGACGGCAUUCCCAGAUAGCCUCUCAAUCUUCAUUGCUGAUUACCCAACAUUUCUCUCGAUUUUCUUUCUCUUCGUUUCCACAUACAUUUUAGCCUAAGCAAAGCUGAAAUCAAUCAAUGGCAGAAGAGAAGAAGCCGUCGGUGGAAAUCAACAAGCUGAGGUUCACCUACCCAGGAAUCGAUGGCCACCCGCCGCCUGGCUCCACUCCACUCAUCGACGAUUUCUCCCUUACUCUUUUUCCUGGUGACCGCUAUCUUCUAGUUGGAUCUAAUGGCGCAGGGAAGACGACAAUUCUCAAGAUACUGGGAGGGAAGCAUAUGGUGGAGCCACAUAUGGUUAGAAUUUUAGGACGAUCAGCAUUUCACGACACUGCUUUGACUUCUUCAGGCGACCUUUGCUAUCUUGGGGGAGAGUGGAGGAGAGAAGUUGCUUUUGCUGGGUUUGAGGUGCCUAUUCAAAUGGAUGUCUCUGCUGAAAAAAUGAUAUAUGGGGUUACAGGUGUCAAUCCCCAAAGACGAGAUGAAUUAAUUAAGGCAUUAGGUAUUAAUCUGUCGUGGAGGCUGCACAAAGCAUCCGAUGGUCAAAGGAGGAGGGUACAAAUUUGUAUGGGUCUUCUGAAACCAUUUACGGUGCUCCUCCUUGAUGAGAUCACUGUUGACCUAGAUGUACUUGCAAGGGCUGACCUUUUGAAAUUUCUGAAGAAAGAAUGUGAAGAACGAGGUGCUACAAUUAUUUACGCCACACACAUCUUUGAUGGUCUUGAGGACUGGCCUUCUCAUAUUGUUUAUGUAGCUAAUGGAAAAUUGCAACUAGCUACCCCAAUGAGCAAGGUUAAGGAGAUGAGCAACAUUUCACUAAUGAGAACAGUAGAAAGUUGGUUGAGGAAAGAAAGGGAUGAGGAAAGGAAACGGAGGAAAGAGAGGAAGGAAAAAGGGCUUGCGCCAUUCGAUAAACAGAUUGAUGGAACUCGUGUGGUAGGAGACCCAGCUCGCUCAUUAAACAAUGGUUGGGCUGGUGGAAGGCUACAUUCUACCCUUGCUGGUGAAGAAAAUUUUGUGUAUAGCUCAAACAGGGUUUUGAGGUAGUAAAGAGAUUGGUAUCCAAUCAUGUUUUUGUCACUUUUAGAUCUCGACUAUUUGACAUUUUUUAUACUUGACUUUCAAAGUUUCCACUUUAAGUCCUUUGGAUAUAGUGAUAGAGACACUUUUGUGUUUCAACUAUUGAGAAAGUGUCACUUUUGGUCAUUCAAAUUAUCGUAGUGAAUUUUUAGUCCUCCAUUUAUUGUGGCGAAGUCAUAGUGGAAGGAUUAAAAGUAUCACUUUUAUAAAACUUGAUCGACUACAUAUGAAUUUUUUUAAAGUUGGAUACCAAAAGUUUAUCUAUCACUUGGUAAUUCUAUGUCGAGUACUAAAAGUGACAUAAAAUAGUCGGAGAUAGUGGGAGGAUGAAAAGUGUCACAAACUCAUUUAUAAUAAUUCUGCUAUGUUUCUCUUAAUUAAUACUACCUCCGGUUUUUUUUUAAUCUUCACAGUUUGACUUCACACAAAAUAAGGAAAGAAAUUUGACUUUACUGUAGAGUACAAUGUGAGGCACUGUUUGACACUGUUUUGAUGUAGAUUUCUUUGCCAAAAAAGGAAAUAAGGAAGUGUGAAGUUUAUUUUAGACCGUCCCAAAAAGGAAAGUGUGAAGUUUAUUAAAAACCGGAGGGAGUACUACGUAUAUUAUUGUACAUUGCUCUAUUAAUAUCUAUUGAAUAUUAAGAUUUCCGACAAAGAAGAGUGGAUAAUAAAGGUGGUAAGAAUAAAUUC
Cuscuta epithymum is the source of this 1837-nucleotide messenger RNA. Lineage: Eukaryota; Viridiplantae; Streptophyta; Magnoliopsida; Solanales; Convolvulaceae. The record is from the annotation of a GenBank genome assembly.